Messenger RNA from Rosa chinensis, 834 nucleotides. RefSeq names its product putative disease resistance protein At1g50180. The coding region runs from base 1 to 834 and encodes 277 amino acids. The record is from RefSeq and is a predicted model, not a curated record. NCBI's taxonomy places the organism in Eukaryota, Viridiplantae, Streptophyta, Magnoliopsida, Rosales, Rosaceae. Gene Ontology annotation, molecular function: ADP binding. The transcript has a single exon.
AUGACUGAGGCUGUUGUUUCUUUUCUCGUGGAAAGAGUUGGUGACUUCAUCAUUCAAGAAGGCAGAUCCUUGUCCGGAGUUGGGGAUCAAGUUAGGCGAGCACACAGAGACCUACUAUUCAUCAGGGGCUUCCUCAAAGAUGCAGACGCAAAGCGACGAGAUAGUGAGGCAAUACGCAUUUUUGUUGCCGAAAUUAGAGAUGCUGCUUAUGAUUUGGAGGAUGUCAUUGAAGCUUUUGUCUUGAAGGUGGAUUCCAAGAGGAAAGGAGGUAUAAAGAAUGUUUUGAAGAGGUUGGGGUGCAUCUUCGUUGAAGGAGUUCGCCGUUACAAGAUUGGGUCAGAAAUUGGGGUAAUUACUAUCACGAUUUCUGAUUUGAAGCAGAACUUGCAAACUUAUGGUAUCAAGGAGAUAAGGGAUUCCUCUACUUCCCUCCAAUUGUGUGAAGGACAACAACUACUGAGGCGAACUUACACUCAUGUUAUUGAUCGUAAUGUGGUCGGGCUAGAGGAUUCCGUCCAUGAAUUGGUUGGGCAUUUGGUGAAGGAAGAGCAUCGCCACCGAGUUGUUUCUAUUAUUGGGAUGGGCGGAUCUGGGAAGACAACUAUUGCUAAACAAGUUUAUCAUCACAAAGAGGUAACAGACCAUUUUGAUUGUUUGGCUUGGGUUUGUAUAUCUCAACAAUAUCAAGUCAGGGAUGUCUUGGAGAGGAUAUAUGUCAAACUUAUUUCCCCUACAAAAGAGGAGAGAGAAGAAAUCAAAAAUUUGAAGGAUGACGAAAUACCAGGGAGGCUUUCUCGUCUCCAAAAUGAAAAGAAAAUGUUUGAUUGUCCUUGA